Metopolophium dirhodum (rose-grain aphid) is the source of this 4799-nucleotide messenger RNA. RefSeq names its product paired box protein Pax-5 (gene sv). NCBI's taxonomy places the organism in Eukaryota, Metazoa, Arthropoda, Insecta, Hemiptera, Aphididae. Bases 702 to 2654 code for a protein of 650 amino acids. Gene Ontology annotation, biological process: regulation of transcription by RNA polymerase II; anatomical structure development. Gene Ontology annotation, molecular function: DNA-binding transcription factor activity, RNA polymerase II-specific; RNA polymerase II cis-regulatory region sequence-specific DNA binding. The transcript has 12 exons. The record is from RefSeq and is a predicted model, not a curated record.
GGCCCGCGAGACGGCGGCGGGGGAGACGGUGUUCCGAGCGUUUGGUUUGCCAGUGGACCAUAGUACAGACCGGUACCUCCGCGCGCAUAGUAGCAGUGCCUAACCAGCGAGCACGGCGGACGACGGUCGUGACGCACCAUCGGUAGACCAUAUAGAGAGCUUGCGAUCGCGCCGGUGUGUGUAAAAACGGUUGUGUGUGCGUGUGCGGUGUUUGUGCUUCGAUUGACUUAUCGUAAUUUUUUUUUUCUCACCCGGUUUGCUUCUCCGCACCCGUGCGCAUCGACGUUCCAGCCCUUCGGACCACUCGACCGGAUUUCGAAUAUUAAUUCCGUACGAAUUAAACAAUAAUAUUAUAAUAUCAUUAUUGAAUAUAUUAAUUUAUCGUCAACAUAAUCGUCAUUCUUAUUAUUAUUCAUAAAUCGUCGAUUUCGCCGUGUCGCGCCGUCAACACGAUAAUAAUAUCAUAGUAUACAAUAUGUAUCAUUAACCGUUUAUAUGACGUGUGGUGUUCGUCAGUUGUAUACAAUAAUAUAAUAUUAUUAUCACCCUCGUCGCCACGACCGAUUUCGUGAGCGUAUCCGUCGAGAGUGUGCGUUUGCGUAAUCAUCAGCUAUAACUCCAGCUUCGGAACACAGGACCUACCCCGGAACGCGCUUCGACACACUGCUUUUGACGAGGUGAAUGACACCGUGGAAGGGAUUAUGAUUGGGAUGGAGCUGGGUUUGGGGCACCAUGGGGGCUCCUUGCACCCUCAUAAUAUGCCACAACAUCAGAUGCACUCGCAAGGUCUUAUGCAUCAGACACAACAGCAGAUGCACCACGACGAUGUGGGAUCGGGAAACAUUAGCAGCAGUAGCAGCGUCAACGGUUUUUCACAAGAAGGUCACGGUGGUGUAAAUCAACUGGGCGGAGUGUUCGUAAACGGCCGACCGUUACCGGACCUGGUCAGGCAAAGGAUAGUCGAACUGGCUCACAACGGGACCCGACCGUGCGACAUAUCCAGGCAGCUCAGAGUUUCUCACGGAUGCGUUUCGAAAAUCUUGUCCAGGUACUACGAAACUGGAAGUUUCAAAGCUGGAGUAAUCGGAGGUAGCAAACCAAAAGUAGCUACUGCGCCUGUUGUAGAUUCCAUAGCGAACUACAAACGAGAGAAUCCUACUAUGUUUGCUUGGGAAAUCCGGGACAGACUGUUGGCAGAAGGCGUUUGUACACAAGACAACGUACCCAGCGUUUCGUCAAUCAAUCGGAUCGUCCGAAACAAGGCGGCUGAGAAGGCGAAACAUGUGCACAACCAGCAGCAGAGCCUGCACCACCAGCAGAACAGCAACAGCAACGGUAGCACGGGUGUUCCACCGAGUCAACAACAUCAUCAGCAGCAACAGCAACAGCAGCAACAGCAACAACAGCAACAGCAGCAACAAGGUCCCGGUCCUGUGUCGGUGAUCGCCCACGCGCCGGCCCCGCAACAGUCGGCCGGAGGUGGCGGCCACCUCCACGACCGGUACAGCAUAAACGGCAUACUCGGUAUACCGCAACACGACCCCAACGGUAACGUGACCACGGCCAAGCGGAAACGAGAUCUGGACCAUCAUCACCAUCACCAGCAACACCAGAAUCACCAUCACACGGACGAAAACCGAGACCUGAACGGCCACGCGGACCACCAGCAGCAAAUCAAGAGGGAACGAUCUCAAGUGCACUACAACGGCGACGCGUCGCUGUAUUCAAAUGUAUCUCUUUGGCCCGGAAAGUGGUGUUUGAAAGACGAACACAAAUUGUUCUCGGAACUGAACGCGGCGGGCGUCACGUCCGGCGGCGGCACGUCACCGUUCUACGACGCCAAUCAGACGGCGUUCUCGGCGACACCACUGUCGGCCGACCUGUAUGAGAGCAUGCAGGCCCAACCGCCACAGCAACAGGCCCAGAACGCGACACCUGUCUACACGCCGCCCGUGCCCACCACGCUCGUAGGCGGAGUCACUCCCCUUGCCCCGUUAACGAUGCAAGAGAUCCAAAAGAUGAGUCCUAGUACCGUUUUAGAUCAUACCCAUCUGUCACCCGUACAGUACCACACAGAUAGCGGUACCGCCCCUGGUGGGUUUAGUAACGGCGGCAGUGGUGGCGGUGCCGGACCUCAGCAGUCCGGCGGCGUCUCCCUGUCGCUGUCAGCGGCUGACGUCACGCCCGCCGGAUCGCCCGACCCGUCGAGCUUGACCGUGUUGCAACCGGCCAACAACAACCAGAACAACGGUACGGUGUACGCGGCAUCGGCGCCCACCAUGUUACCGGGUUUCACCACACACUACGCCACGGCAGGCGCCGGCACCGAAUACGCGUCGUACACGAGCUCGCCCUACAACCAGUACGCGUCGUCCCCAUAUGCCGGUUACAGUUACAACCCUACAGGCACCAGCGGUCUUCUCAAUCACCGUUACUACUACAACAACAGCAACGGCCACAAUAACAACGCUCACGAGAUCUGCGGCAACGAGACGGGCAGCAGCGCCAGCAUGGCAGCCAGAUCGCCGGUGGCGGCCACGAGGGCGAACUCGGCGGCCUGCGCCAGUGCCUCGUCGCCGCUGGGCAGCGCGUCAUCGCCGUGCCAGGCCAACAACCCGGGCGCAGUGACGUCGCCGUACAUCGGCAUAAGUUAGAGGAGACCACACGGAGAGAGAACGCCCGCGCCAUCAUCAAAAAUAAUUAAUACGAGAUAAUAAUAUAAUAACGAUAUUAUGUUACUAUCGUUAUAAAUAUAACGCAUUUAUGUACGAAUAAUAAUAUUAAGUAGGCGAUGUACAAAAACGAUUUGUAUUAAUUAAGGAAUAGCAGGACUAGGUACAACUUACUUACUAUAUAGGAUGUGUCUGUGUAUGUCACGACGAUGAUACCCACCCUGUAGAGUAGGUUAGGUACCUAUACUCGAACGAUAUUUAUGGAGUGUUCAAUGAAAAUUGAUUCUUAUUUUUUCGCUAUUUUUUGAAGCGCGGCGAUUGCCGAUUUAAAGCGAUAAGAAGUAACGGGGACGCUGUGUAUCAUUUAUAUUAUGUUGUUUUACCAGUUCCUCGUAACAGAUCCACCCCCCGCCGGCCUGAUAAUUUAUAAGCUAUCAACCGCCAAUAGUGCGUGUAGACAGAUUUUUGUAAAAAUCAUUCAAAAUUACCGAUUAACGAGUACUUACCGAAAAUGUUUAUUAUUUUUAUUUAUAAACGUUUUUGGUAUAUACCUACACCUACAUAAUAUAUUAUAGUAUAUGACGUGUACAAUUUAACUUGAAUAAUUUAAGUCAAAACUCAGAACGCUGUACCUAUAAUAUUAUAAUGUUUUAAUCUAAUUGAUGAAAUAUUGAGUCGAUAAUCGUGUAGUGCAUGCAUAGGUAGGCACGGUUUUAGAAUAUAAACUAUGAUUUAUGAACACGAAAUAAUAAUAUUGUAAUACAUUUGUUUACCAACUCUAAAUAUAUUUUCCCCUUAUUAGCUGCUUUUUUUUUUAUAGAAAACCAAAGAUAUAUUUAUAGUGUUGUUAUUUGUACAGAAUCCAAAUCUUAUGUAUAUUUCUAUACAUAGCAUUAUAUUAAUCGAUCAAAUCGCGGUUUGUUUAUCAUUACUCGUGAGUUUUAAUGUUAUAAUAUGUUAUAUAUUUGAUGUACAUAUAAUUAUAAAUGUAACUAUAUUUAAUAUAAUAAUUACACUCUAUCUAAACAUUUUUCGUGACUAGCCAAUAGAUAUUGGAUUUAUGUACUUUUAAUUAGAUACCUUCAUUUAAAUUUGUAAAACAGUGGUUCUCUGUUGCUUACUUAAUUAAUUUUUAAAGACUACCUAUAUAUUAUGUACCUCCACUACUUUUAUUUUUAUUUGAACAAGGAUAACGAAUAAAGCUCAUAUUUAAUGCUCUCUCGAAACAAUUGAUCUUUUUUAACGUUGUUUUUAAUCAAAUUCUAGUCUAAUUUUAAUUUUAUUCGAAUAUAAUUAACAAAUUAUAAUUAACAUAUAUGAAUAACAAAUUUGUUAUAACCAAAAUAAUUAGGUUAUCAUAUUUUGUUCAUGUGCAACUUAUUAUCUAUAAAAUCCAAAACAAAUUUUACUCGUCUGUGAGACGAAAUAUGUGCAAUGUCUGUAUGUAUUUAUAUAUUAUUAUUAUUAUUAUUAUUAUCAAUAUUAUUAUUUUUUUUUUUAUUAUUAUUUAUACAUAUAAAAAGUAUUAUUAUGUAUCCUAUUCGAGUACUUUUUUUAAACAUAAAUCGAACACACCCUAGUCAAUAAGUGAUGCUUCAACGCACUAAUCAAUGCACUUAAGUGAUUUUGUACUUACAUAUUUUUAAAUUUUUAAAUCUUUAGACAUUUUCUAUUUAUUAAAAAUGUUUACAAAACAAUGUAAAACAUAGCAUUGUCUUUAUUAUACAUUUAUUUGUUAUUUUUGUAUUAUUUUUCUUAUUUCAAUUUAAAUGUAAUAACUAAUAAUUCUAAUAUAAUUCUCAUAUUAAUUUGUAGGCAUUUCAUGACUUCAAACAAUUGUAUUAAGAAAUUUAUUUAUUCUGUGUUAGACACUCGACCAGUUAUUAUGUUAUAUACUUACUUACCAAAGAAAACUUUUAGAAGAUCUUGAAAUUCCUUUUAAUAAAAAUAUGAUAUAUUAUUAUGAUAAAACUAUAGUGUUGAUUAAACUGUAUAUUAUGCAUAACUAAGAUGUUUGAGGUCCCUUAAGUAUGCUAUGUGACCAAAAUUGUACUUAAUAAUAAUGAAUAUAAAUUGUAAAAACAAAUUAUUAUACUUAUAAGAUAAUAAAAGAAGUCUGUUCAUAAA